Molecule: messenger RNA, 1815 nt
Organism: Panicum virgatum (switchgrass)
Lineage: Eukaryota; Viridiplantae; Streptophyta; Magnoliopsida; Poales; Poaceae
Product: putative UDP-rhamnose:rhamnosyltransferase 1
Exons: 2
Coding region: 121-1611 (496 amino acids)
Molecular function (GO): UDP-glycosyltransferase activity
Source: RefSeq, a predicted model, not a curated record
UUGACGUGUCGCGUGUCGGCACAAAUUCAAUAAUAGCACGCCAGUUCCUCGUGUUCUGGCGUCGAUGUAGUGUUUAUCAGGCCCCAGUUGCCACCACACUGGCACAGCAAAGCCACGAUAAUGGCCGGAGACCAGCAGCAAGAGGAAGCCAUGGCGGCAGAUCCUCUCCACGUCGUGGUGUUCCCAUGGCUGGCGUUCGGCCACCUCAUCCCGUUCCUCGAGCUCUCCAGGCGGCUGGCGGCGCGGGGCCACGCCGUCACCUUCGUCUCCACGCCGAGGAACGUCGCCAGGCUCCCGCCGGUGCCAGAGGGCCUGUCCGGCCUGGUCCGGACCGUUGCCCUGCCGCUGCCGGCGGUGGACGGGCUGCCGGAGGGCGCCGAGUCGACGGCCGACAUGUCGCCGGAGAAGGUCGAGCUCCUCAAGGCCGCCUUCGACGGCCUCGCCGCGCCCUUCGCCGACUUCCUCGCCGCCGCCUGCGCCGGCGGCCGGGAGCAAGCGUCGGGGUUCGGUAGGAGGCCGGACUGGGUCGUGCUCGACUUCGCGCACCACUGGCUCUGCCCCAUCGCUGAGCAACACCAGGUUCCUUGCGCGAUGUUCCAAAUCAUCACGGCGACGGGACUCGCGUACAUCGGCUCACGUCGCCAGAACGUCAGCCAUCCCCGCGUCACCGUCGAGGACUUCAUGCCCAUGCCGAGGUGGUUCCCCUCCCCACCUUCCCUCACCUUGCGCCGCCACGAGGCUGCCUGGUUCGCCGCCGCCGCCCAGCUCAACGCGUCCGGCCUCGCCGACACCGAGCGCUUGUGGCGGACCGAGGAGCGCUGCCGCCUUCUCGUGGUGCGCAGCUGCCCCGAGGUCGAGCAGCCCCGGGUGUUCCCAUUGCUCCAGGAGCUCAAUCGCAAGCCCGUCCUCCCCGCCGGCCUCCUGCUGCCCGAGGACGGUCUGCGUGAGACCGACGGUGGCCAUGGCGACGGCACCGGCGCCGUCGUCGCACGGUCCGGUGCCUUGCAAUGGCUCGACGAGCAGCCUCCGGGGAGCGUCCUGUACGUCGCGCUGGGCAGCGAGGCGCCGGUGACGGCGGCGAGCGUCCACGAGCUCGCCGUGGGGCUCGAGCUCUCCGGGGCGCGCUUCCUGUGGGCGCUCCGGGCGCCAAGCGCCGCCGCGGCUGGCACGCCGCUGCUGCCGGACGGGUUUGAAGCGCGCACUCGCCCGCGCGGCGUGGUGUGCGCAGGGUGGGUGCCGCAGGUGCGCGUGCUCGCGCACACCGCGGUAGGCGCGUUUCUGACGCACUCCGGCUGGGGCUCCGUGGCCGAGAGCCUUCGAUUCGGCCUCCCGCUGGUCAUGCUGCCAUUCAUGCUCGACCAAGGCCUCAUCGCGCGGAUGAUGGCGGCGCGGGGCGUCGGCGUGGAGGUGGCGCGGCGCGAUGACGACGGCUGGUUCAGCAGGGACGACGUCGCCGAGGCCGUGAGGCGCGUGAUGGUGGGGGAGGAGGGGAAGACGCUCGCGCGCAACGCCAUGAGGCUGCGGGAGGCGGUCGUCGGCGACGACGGUGGCCGGCAGGAGCGGUACGUCGACGAGCUCGUUGAAUGCUUCCAGAGGCACAGGUUCACCUAGUCGCGCAAGUGUUCCACGAGCUCGGCUCGUUGAAUGCCACUCAAUACAAUUGCAUUGCAUUGGUCUACGUACCAUUGGCUGAGAUUUAUUUUACUAUCAUAUGGUACAUUCGUACAUACGUAUUCAACAAAAUAACAGCUGUACCUCAUACCUUCUGAUCAACUGUAACAGUAUAUGCGUUACAAAUAGAUUUUUCGCUCUCCA